UUCUGACACUAUUUCUGAUCAUGGGGGAUCUGAUGGACGAUUCACCCCUGGCUGCUUUCCAGAAGGAUCCACUGGAACUUCAGGUGGAAGAUGUGUACGAUAUCUCGUAUGUCGUCGGUAAAGACUUAUUAAAGAUCAACAAAGGUGGUCAGGACGUGUCCGAUUUACAGUUCAAAAUCGUCCGAGUGUUGGAGAUGUUUGAGACCCUGGUCUGUCGGUACAGUCUGUCUCUGGAGGAGCUGAACAUGGAGAGGGACAAUCUCAAAUCCCAACUGGACCGAGUCGUUGCAGAAGGUUCCACAACAAGUACCAACAGUCAGAUCAUUGGACCAGACAAAUUAGUGAUCGAUCUGAAGGACCCAAACAGACCACGAUUCACCAUGCAGGAGUUGAAGGAGGUUCUACAGGAGAGGAACCAACUUAAAGCACAGCUUCUGGUGGCCCAAGAGGAGCUGCAGCUCUAUAAAAGUGGCAUUUUACCUCAACACGCGCCGAACAUGGUGGACGUGGACCUGGGGGCUCCCUUACCGUCAGAACCAGCAGCUUCCCAAGAGGACAAAAACGGACUCAAAGAUGAGAAGACGACUAUUCAGAAACUGUUCUCAUUUAGAAGAAAAUGACCAAGCCAGAGUUUCAUCAUGACUACACACCAACAACUGGAGUUUUUUAAAGCCUUAAAACACUAAAAGCACAUUUUAAAUAAAUCUUUUGUAUUUUUUAUUAGUUGCUAAAUCCGUCACUUAGAUGAUCAGCAAUACUUGGCAACCCUGACACGUCUUUCACAGGUUUACUUCACCGCUGAAGUAAGAACACUCGGAACACUAAUCAACAAAUACAUCUAAUUUUACUGUACAUUACAAAUGAGAGUACAACCCCAAACCAGAAAAAGUUGGGACAGCAUGAAAAAUGCAAAUAAUAAAAUAAAAA
Molecule: messenger RNA, 927 nt
Organism: Trichomycterus rosablanca
Lineage: Eukaryota; Metazoa; Chordata; Actinopteri; Siluriformes; Trichomycteridae
Gene: rilpl2
Product: Rab interacting lysosomal protein-like 2
Exons: 4
Coding region: 21-620 (199 amino acids)
Molecular function (GO): protein dimerization activity
Source: RefSeq, a predicted model, not a curated record